UUUAGUCAGUACUUCAAUUUUAAUACUGACCUACACUGAGACUAUUCUAUGGAUUUAAAAGGUGUGACAACCAGCAUCUCCUCUAGCCUAUAUUCUAAUUUAAUUGUAUUUACUUUAUUUUUAUAGCCUAUUUAUAAGUAGUGCUAGGUAUGUUCUUUAGAUAAAUAUAUAUGUAUUUUUUCCAACUUUUUGUAUUUAAACAAACUUUGUGUUCAGCUGCCUCCCAAAUGCUUAUCACAUGAAUGAUCUCGAUGCAUACUGGAUGAAGUUAAUUGAGGAGAAGUGUGACAGUGGGAGGGGUUGCCAACCAGCAGUUCAUUCACUGCAUGCGCCCCGGACAGGUUAAAUAACCCUCCCCUGAUGCGUACUCGGGCACUCUAGAGUAAACCCUCAGACACGAGCACAUUCAGCAGGACUGAUCGGAGAAACUCAGCUCGCUUCAUGUUUCUAGAGGGAGAACGGAUUAUGAACGCGUUUGGGCAGCAGCCGUCUAGCCAGCAGACCAGUCCCCUCCAGCACCAUAACGCGCAGGACAUCCUGGACAUGACCGUGUACUGCGACACCAACUUCAGCAUGUACCAACAGAACCUCCACCAUCACCACCACCACCACCACGCGCAAAGGCCACCUGCGCAUCCUUCCAGCUACGGACUCGGCGAAUACACCUCGCCCACAACCAACCCUUACCUGUGGAUGAACAGCCCAGGUAUCACCUCUUCCCCGUAUCUCUCAGGCCCGAACGGAGGCUCUUACAUUCAGUCAGGAUUUGGGUCGAACCAGCGGCAGUUUCUUCCUCCGCCCACCGGCUUCGGAAGCGCAGAUCUCGGGUGGCUCUCCAUUUCAAGUCAGCAAGAACUUUUCAAGAUGGUUAGACCGCCGUACUCGUAUUCAGCGCUGAUUGCGAUGGCUAUUCAGAACGCUCAGGAUAAGAAACUGACUCUCAGUCAGAUUUAUCAGUAUGUGGCCGACAACUUUCCUUUUUAUAAGAAAAGCAAAGCCGGAUGGCAGAACUCCAUAAGACACAAUCUGUCCUUGAACGAUUGCUUCAAGAAAGUCGCUCGGGAUGAGGACGACCCUGGGAAAGGGAAUUACUGGACUUUGGACCCCAACUGCGAGAAAAUGUUUGAUAACGGCAACUUCAGAAGGAAGAGAAAAAGAAGAGCUGAUGGAAACGCCAGUGGUCUGUCUGUAAAAUCCGAGGACGCGCUUAAAUUGGCGGACACGGCGAGCCUGAUGAGCGCGUCCCCGCAGAGUCUCCAAAACUCUCCGACCUCCAGCGAGCCCAAAUCAUCCCCCUCACCGUCCGCCGAGCACAGCCCGUGUUUUACCAACUUUAUCGGUAACAUGAACUCGGUAAUGUCGGGAAACGGCAACGGGAUCAGAAGCAGAGACGUCAGCUCUGGACACUUGGGGGAUUUUACGCACGGCAUGUCUGGACAUGAACUCGCCCCUCCAUCGGAACCCAACAGACUAAACUACUACUCAACAUCCCAUAAUAACAGUGGCUUAAUCAACUCGCUCUCCAACCAUUUCAGUGUCAAUAAUCUCAUAUACAACCGAGAUGGAACCGAAGUUUAGAGACGCUCAAUUUGUUGAACCUCUAAUGUGCUCUGUGAGUACAUAGCCAAGCUGUUACAAUAGACUUUCACCUCAGUUGCACAGCUUGAAGUUCAUUUUAAUUCAUUGUGUGGCCUGUCUGGUGCAAGUGCUUGGUGUGGGUUUGCAUCAUUUACAUGUAUUCUGCCUUGAGUAAAUGGUAAUUCUGCACCAAACUGUGAUACUUUUACAUGUCCACACAUGUCUAUUUCAUAGGCCACUAUAACAAGUGCCUUCUGAGAUGCUGUUUUUUUUGUAGACGAAAUGUAGAUAUAUUUUAUUUAAAUGGAAUGUUUCUGAUUUUGUAAAUAAAACGUGCAUAUAUCUGA
Megalobrama amblycephala (Wuchang bream) is the source of this 1925-nucleotide messenger RNA. It is a transcript of the gene foxi1, whose product is annotated as forkhead box i1. Gene Ontology annotation, biological process: cell differentiation; regulation of transcription by RNA polymerase II; anatomical structure morphogenesis. The transcript has 2 exons. The record is from RefSeq and is a predicted model, not a curated record. The coding region runs from base 442 to 1578 and encodes 378 amino acids. Lineage: Eukaryota; Metazoa; Chordata; Actinopteri; Cypriniformes; Xenocyprididae. Gene Ontology annotation, molecular function: RNA polymerase II cis-regulatory region sequence-specific DNA binding; DNA-binding transcription factor activity, RNA polymerase II-specific.